Messenger RNA from Malaya genurostris, 2552 nucleotides. RefSeq names its product retinoid-inducible serine carboxypeptidase-like. The coding region runs from base 130 to 1464 and encodes 444 amino acids. Gene Ontology annotation, molecular function: serine-type carboxypeptidase activity. The transcript is spliced from 4 exons. Gene Ontology annotation, biological process: proteolysis. Lineage: Eukaryota; Metazoa; Arthropoda; Insecta; Diptera; Culicidae. The record is from RefSeq and is a predicted model, not a curated record.
UGUCCAUUUUAGUUUGCCAGUGGUAAUCAACGGAUACUUUUCGUACCAGUUUAUGAAGGGGAAUUCCAAGUCACGUCCGAAGCUAAGUAACUUAACAGCAGUUUAGAAGCUAUUACGCGUCCGGUUAGAAUGUGGGUGUUGAAGUGCUCGGUGGCCUUUCUUCUUCUGAUAAUCGGAACAUGCAGUGGAGUUCCACGUGAUGGUUACGGCCCUGGAAAACAAGACUGGGGAUUCGUGGAGGUUCGAAAGGGAGCACACAUGUUCUGGUGGUUGUACUACACAACUGCCGAUGUCGACCAGUACACCGAUCGUCCACUGCUCAUCUGGCUACAGGGUGGUCCUGGAGCAUCAUCAAUGUAUGGGAAUUUCGAGGAACUUGGUCCACUGACUUUGGAAGGAGAGUACCGGAAUCAUACUUGGGUCAGAAACUACAAUGUUUUAUUCAUUGACAACCCGGUUGGCACUGGUUUCAGCUACGUUGAAAAUUCAACUCUAUUAACCAAAACAAAUGCCGAAAUUGCUGAUGAUCUCCUAACAUUCACCAAAGAAUUUUAUCGACUUAAUCCAGAGUUCAAGUAUACUCCGUUGCAUAUCUAUGCGGAAAGUUAUGGUGGAAAAAUGGCCCCAGAAUUCGCAUAUGUUUUGAACAAGGCUAUCACAAAUGAAGAAAUUGAUAUCAAGCUGGAGUCGGUAGGCAUUGUCGCACCCUGGGUCUCACCUAUCGAUUCUGUUUUAUCGUGGGGCGAAUUUCUACUAAAUAUGGGAUUUGUCGACACAAAAGGAUACCGAAAGAUACAAGCAGCUGCUAUAGAAACGGAACAUAUAUUGAACGAAGGCAAAUAUUUGGAGGCAACCUGGCAGUGGGGCAAAACAGAAAAUGUCAUCUUGGAACAGACUUUGGGUAUUGAUUUUUAUAAUGUUCUAUUUGCUCAAGAUUUCCUAUCGACUCAAUUCAGAUUGACGAUGUUUGCAAAGGAUAUGAAACAGGCUACACUAGACAGCGCCAUUCGAUUGGCUUCUGAAGAUCGCGACCAAAUGCUGCAGGAUCUGAUGCGGGGUCCGGUUGCUUCGGCACUGGAACUACCGCCGGAAUCUCUGUUCGGUUCCCAAGCUGGAAACGUUUUCGGGAGCAUGGCGGAAGAUUUCAUGAAGCCAGCGAUUCACAUAAUUGAGCUCUUACUGAACAGCACAAGCUUGGACGUUAUCGUGAUUACCGGUCAACUGGACUUGAUUGUCGCAACACCCGGCAAUGUGGCUUGGAUGGAGAAGGUUCAGUGGAGUGGACGUAAUCAGUACCUGCAAGCCCCCAGAGAUGGUGUUGGUCCACAAGGAAUGCUCGAAGGUUACCAGAAGAGCUUUGGGAACUUGUACAUGUACUGGGCGUUGCGUGCCGGUCACAUGGUCCCAGCCGAUAAUCCAGUCUUCAUGGAUUACAUUCUUGAAAAGCAUGCAAGUUAUCCAUAAUACUACGCAGAAUAAAAUUUGAAGACAUGGAAAAUUUGUUGUUUUAAAAUUUUGUUUUUGGUUCAUUAUCGCGUAGAUAACUUGACAAAGUAGACAAAUUGAAAUUAACUUUAAUUUUAGUCCUAAAAUCGUAAUUGAGAAAUCGUGACGACUAAAUUCCCUGAAACGGAUAGAAUUUUUCAGUGUUACUAUCACUUUUAGUCUAGCUACUGUAUAUUUUCCCGAGACCUUGAAUGAAAAUAAAAAAUGCUUUCCGAAAAUGCUCAAAAUAAUUUCCUAAAGUACUCUCUAUCUACACGAUGCUCAUUGUAGAUUGUCAAUGUUUGAAACCACUACAGAUUCCUUUAUAUUUAGUAAUCGCUUUCCUAAAAGGUCAGGUUAACUUCCUGCACGUUUUGAGAACUGAACUAUGGGUGAAGAAGGCCCAAUUUGUUUGCCUAUUUAAUUCAACAUAAAUAUACAAAUCUCUGCUUUCAUCGAAAUGAAUGUCAUCAUGUACAACAAUAAAACAACACGCUUAUCAAUGUCUUGUAUUUUUUUUUAAUUCAAAAUUAAUCGUUUUCUUUUGACAUUAUCGAGAAUUUUUUGCCACAAGCAAUUAACCACUAUGUUCGAUAACUCUUUUCUUGCAAAAGUCGCAGCAUCAUACCCUACGAACUACAUAUGAAAUGCCUGAAACGUCUGUCUGCUACCAUCUACACUGAAUUUACGUUAAGAAAUUUGAAAAUAAAAUAAUUAGAAAAUUUUUAAGGUCUACCCCUGGUUAGGUCAGGGGUUUUGAGUAACCUCUUUUUACUCUUUUUUCAUAUCUUUCGAAUGUAUUUGAUGACAGUUUGCUAAUAAAGUUGGAAGACCACAUCAUUAUCACGGCCUAGAAUAUGUCUUAAUUUAUUUUCGCCAAUUAUUCGCACCAACCAAAAAUGGUGGCUUGUGGGAGGUCAAGGAAUUCUCGGGAGGAAUGGGGAUCGGGAAUUGGGUUGGAAGGUAAAUAUAUUUACAACAGAUAUGUCCGCCCUAUUCGGGUCUAGUAAGGAGACUUGUGCCUCAAUCAUCGUCUAUUGCUUUACUUGUAAAACUUUUUUUUUUCU